AUGUUCUUUGGCGGCAGCCGUGAUCCGUUCGAGCGAGAGGUCCUGCGUAAUGUCAACAUGGUGGCGGUCGACGAGCUCAGCGACGAGGCCAUCGCAGCUGCCCGCGCGCGCCGCAGCCGGGAGAGCGCGUUCCUCAAGCUUGACCUGGAGGAGGUGGAGCUGCCAGAGAACCACCCCUGGGCUGUGAGGAGGCCGGUGAGCCUCUGA
This is a messenger RNA of Monoraphidium neglectum, 207 nucleotides long. RefSeq lists its product as hypothetical. The record is from RefSeq and is a predicted model, not a curated record. The coding region runs from base 1 to 207 and encodes 68 amino acids. The transcript has 3 exons. NCBI's taxonomy places the organism in Eukaryota, Viridiplantae, Chlorophyta, Chlorophyceae, Sphaeropleales, Selenastraceae.